This is a messenger RNA of Nanorana parkeri, 2638 nucleotides long. It is a transcript of the gene USP5, whose product is annotated as ubiquitin specific peptidase 5. The coding region runs from base 111 to 2513 and encodes 800 amino acids. Gene Ontology annotation, biological process: protein deubiquitination. The record is from RefSeq and is a predicted model, not a curated record. The transcript has 20 exons. Gene Ontology annotation, molecular function: cysteine-type deubiquitinase activity; zinc ion binding; protein binding. Lineage: Eukaryota; Metazoa; Chordata; Amphibia; Anura; Dicroglossidae.
UUUUCCCUCACCGCUCCAUCAGUCCAGUCACCACCGAGUCUGGUGAGUGGAGGACAGACUGUCGCCGGAAGGGGAAAAGGGAAAGCUGUAACACUGCAGGAGCCGGAGUCAUGGUGGACGCGAAGGAUGCGCUGUUAUCGGUUCUGCCAAAUAUUCGGUUACCCAGGGCGGGAGACCGGGUACACAAGGAUGAGUGCGCUUUCUCCUUCCAGACUCCGGAAUCGGAUGGCGGCCUGUACAUUUGCAUGAACACUUUCCUAGGAUUCGGUAGUUCUAAUGUAGAACGGCACUACAACAAAACCGGGCAGAGGGCCUACCUGAACCUCAAGAGAACCCUCAAACCGAAAACAGAGGACUCUAGUUCUACCACCGGAGAUCCCCCUCGCAAGAAACCGACCCGCCUUGCUAUAGGGAUGGAGGGUGGAUUUGAUAUUAACGACGAGCUUUACGAAUUUGACGAAGAGGUGAAGCUGGUCAUCCUGCCCGAGUUCUUGGAGAUCCAGAGGGAUGAACUGUCAGCACUCCCGGAGAUGGUCAGGGACCGGGUUUCCACGGCCAUAGAUGCCAUCAUGGCUGCAGACUCGGCCUCCCGUAAACAGGAAAUCCAGGCAUGGGAUGGAGAGGUUAGACAGGUGUCCAAACAUGCCUUCAACCUGCAGCAGCUUGAGGGGGUUCCCCGCAUCCCCCCUUGUGGCUGGAGGUGCAGCGUGUGUGACCUCCGAGAGAACCUGUGGCUCAAUAUGACAGACGGUGCCAUUUUCUGCGGCAGACGAUACUUUGACGGCAGCGGAGGGAACAAUCAUGCCGUUCAGCAUUACAAAGAGACAGGAUACCCACUUGCUGUCAAGCUUGGCACUAUCACGCCCGAUGGAGGAGACGUCUACUCUUAUGAUGAAGAUGACAUGGUUCUCGACCCCAACCUGGCUGAACACUUGUCUCACUUUGGUAUUGACAUGAUGAAGAUGCAGAAGACGGACAAGACAAUGACUGAGCUGGAAAUCGACAUGAACCAGAGAAUCGGGGAGUGGGAGGUGAUCCAGGAAUCGGGGGGCCAGCUACAGCCUCUGUAUGGACCAGGAUACACCGGCAUCCGCAAUUUAGGGAACAGCUGUUAUCUCAACUCAACUAUGCAGGUUAUAUUCAGUAUACCUGCCUUCCAGCACAAAUAUGUGGAAUGCAUGGAACAUAUAUUUCAGAAGGCCCCAGCUGAUCCAACACAGGAUUUCAGUGCCCAAGUAGCUAAACUUGGUCACAGUUUGCAGUCUGGAGUGUAUUCAAAGCCAGCACCUGAGCGGGAAGGCGACAUUGGACUGGAUCAGAAGGGCAUACAAGAUGGAAUUGCACCGCGGAUGUUCAAGUCGCUUAUCGGCAAGGGGCACCCCGAAUUUUCAACCAAUCGUCAGCAGGAUGCCCAAGAAUUCUUCCUGCACUUCAUCAACAUGGUGGAGAGAAAUUGCCGCAGCUCAACCAAUCCCAAUGAAGUAUUCCGUUUUCUGGUGGAGGAAAAGAUUAAGUGCUUGCAAUCUCAAAAGGUCAAAUACACGCAGAGGGUGGAAUAUAUCCUGCAGCUUCCGGUACCCAUGGAGGCCGCAUUGAAUAAAGAGGAACUAUCAGCCUACGAGCAGGGCAGGCUGCAGGCAGAGCAGGAUCACCGUCCCCCUCCAGAGCUUGUCCGAGCUCGGAUCCCCUUCACUUCCUGCCUUGAGGCUUUUGCAGCCCCGGAACAGUUGGAUGAGUUUUGGAGCGCCGCCCUGCAGGCCAAAUCCACAGCACUUAAGACGUCACGAUUUGCCUCAUUUCCCGAUUACCUUGUUAUUCAGAUAAAGAAAUUCACAUUCGGUCUGGACUGGGUACCCAAAAAGUUGGAUGUUUCCAUUGAUGUCCCGGAGGAGCUGGACCUGUCCCAGUUUCGCGGUGGGGGUUUGCAAGAGGGUGAGGCGGAACUUCCAGACGUUGCUCCCCCAUUGGUGACCCCAGACGAGCCCAAAGGUAGCCUUGGUUUCUAUGGCAACGAUGAUGACGACUCGUACUGCUCCCCUCACUUCUCCUCUCCGACAUCUCCAAUGUUGGACGAGUCUGUGGUCACACAGCUGAUAGAAAUGGGAUUCCCGGCUGAAGCAUGUCGCAAAGCUGUAUAUUACACGGGCAACAGUGGAGCAGAAGCGGCCAUGACGUGGGUGAUGUCACAUAUGGAUGACCCAGACUUUGCUCAGCCGCUGAUUUUAUCAGGUGUUAGCGUUCCAUCUGCAGUCACCGCAGGAGGAGACCCUCCUUCAGAGGAGCACAUAGCGACCAUCAUAUCCAUGGGCUUCUCUCAAGACCAGGCAGUGCGAGCACUUCGAUCUACGAGCAACAACCUGGAACGUGCCGUUGAUUGGAUCUUCUCUCACAUUGAUGACUUGGAUGCUGAAGCUGCUAUGGAUCUGUCUGAGGGGCGAUCUGUCCCAGAGUCAGUGUCAGAGAGCCUCCCGGCUGCUGGACCUCGUGUGAAAGAUGGAAAUGGCCGUGAGUAAUUAUUUGCGUUCAUUAGUCACAUGGGCACUUCCACCAUGUGCGGCCACUAUGUGUGUCAUAUAAAAAAGGAGGGAAGGUGGGUGAUCUACAAUGACCAAAAGGUCUGUGCGUCUGAAAAGCCUCC